AUGUCUUUUUUUCAUAUGCACCAUUUUAUCUCUUUCUCUGAGAAUUCUCUUGUUUUCAUGUAUGACUUUCUGCAAUCCAGUUCUUUCACGAACUUGUGUCUCAUUAAAUCUGGUAAUAGAUAUUCCUAUUUGAGAACUAGAAUACCUCGUAGAAAUAAUAUUUUCAUAAACUCUUUUUUAAAUCAUCCCUCAUAUUUCAAUCCCUUCUUCUCUCUUUCUCUCCUUGAGUUUAAUGAUUCAAUGGAUAUAGUGCGGCGUUUGCCCCCUCCUCCUCUUUCCAAACUCUCAUCAUCAUCGUUAGACUUUUUUUUCGUGUUUCUGAAUACUCAACGGGAUCCUUUCUACAGGCAUUGCACUCUCUAUGGGUCUUUAAAAAAAAUUAGAAUAGCCACACAUACCCUACUAGAAGGAAUGGACGAUAAAAACUUGAUGCCUUGUGUUUUUUGGGGUUCGGGUUUUUUGCUUGGAUUGCCCCGCACAUUUGAAUAG
This is a messenger RNA of Maudiozyma saulgeensis, 489 nucleotides long. The record is from the annotation of a GenBank genome assembly. Lineage: Eukaryota; Fungi; Ascomycota; Saccharomycetes; Saccharomycetales; Saccharomycetaceae.